Messenger RNA from Pelagomonas calceolata, 1023 nucleotides. NCBI's taxonomy places the organism in Eukaryota, Pelagophyceae, Pelagomonadales, Pelagomonadaceae. The record is from the annotation of a GenBank genome assembly.
CCUCGAGCGACAAGCAGCCCUACAGCUCCCCGUUGGCCUCUCCGGCGUAUUGUGUGAUCAUCACGCUCUUGCCACAGCGCUGCGGCAAGCUUCUCACGCGAGCAUCACACGCCCAGCGAGCCCAGCAGCCGCGGCCCCAUCCCAGCAUUAGCUACACGCACGCCGCAGCCGCGACGCCGCCGCCGCGACGCAAAAAUGUACAACGGCAUCGGUCUCAGGACCGCGCGCGGCUCGGGCACGAACGGCUACGUCCAGUCCAACCGCGCCUUCGUGAAACCGGUCAACGUGAGAAGAGCCGAGGAGAUCAACCGGACCGGAGGAAUAGGAGCCAGAGACGGCGAGUGGAAGGCGCGGACGGCGGUCGAGGGGAACAAGGAGAUCAACGAGCACAACCGCAAACGCGAGGUCGAGGCCCAGGUCUACGCGUUGCGGGACGAGCUCGAGGAAGAAGACGUUCCCGAGGCCGAGAUCGACAAAAAAUGCGACGAAUUACGCCAGGAAUUACUCGCGAAGAUGCCCACACCAAAGAAGGUCGGCACAGACUCGCACCAGAACGCCGAGGCGAAGGCGAGAGAUGAUCAAAAGCUCCGCGACGCGUUCGGGAUCCGGGACGAUCGGCACGUCCCCGGGGCGGCCUUCGACCGGGAACUGCAGGACCAGCUCAAGGCGCAACGCCAGGCGGAGCGCGAGGCGCGGGCGCUCGAGGAGGCGGAGCGCGCGCGGGCGCGGAAGCAGAAGGAUCUUGAUAGACGAGAGCGCGAACUUAAAGAGAAGGAGAAGGCUUUGAAGCGGCGCGAGCGGAAGCGCGACGGCGGCGACGAUGGUCGGGCGCCGAAGCGGCGGCGGGCGCGGUCUGCGUCGUCUUCCUCCUCGUCCUCGUCCUCGUCGUCCUCGUCCUCGUCGUCCUCAUCAUCCUCGUCGUCGUCGUCGUCGAGCUCCUCCAGCUCUUCGUCGUCGUCGUCUAGCUCUUCGUCCUCGAGUUCGUAGUGUGAUAACUUGAGGAGACCUGUAGCUUUGUUGUGA